Molecule: messenger RNA, 810 nt
Organism: Malania oleifera
Lineage: Eukaryota; Viridiplantae; Streptophyta; Magnoliopsida; Santalales; Ximeniaceae
Exons: 1
Coding region: 220-717 (165 amino acids)
Source: RefSeq, a predicted model, not a curated record
AGAGAGAGAGAGAGAGAGAGAGAGAGAGAGAGGAGCUAUAAACCAAUCAUUUGCUAAUUUACACAAUAAAAAUUUCAAACAUAUUUGUUUAAAGAAUUUCGAACCGAAAUGGAUUGAAGAGGGAUGUAAUCUCGUUCCAUAUAUCCGCCGCCUCAGAACUGAAAGAGGGAGAGCACCGCCCAAACCCUAAUUUCUGCAAAGAUCAAAACCAAACCCGCCAUGGCUCUAAGCUUUCAUCUCCUUCUUCCCCAAAAGUUCCCUCAUCCCCUGAAAUUUCAAAACCAUCCCUUGCCUUCAAACACCCUUCUCAAUGGCAGAAUCAAAACUCAGAGCAUCUCCUGCUCCGCCCGCCCCAGCGACGCCGAGCUCGCAUCGGAUUUGGCAACAGAGGUGGAGAAGAUGAACACGCAGGCGGCGCAGAGAGAGGAAGCCAUGAAGAGGAGCAGAGAGAUCUUGUUCACGGAGCUGUGCCGGCACCUUUGCCUGAGAACGGAGGACCUGAAGAAGAAAUGGAGGAAGAUGAGCGACGAGGAGAGGCGGGGUUUGGUGAAAGGGUUUGUCUCUAAUUGGGAUGUUGGUUUUCAUCCCUUAUCUGCCAAAUCUGUGAAACAAUUGGUGGAAGAACACUUGGGGCAAGAGCAGCCAUCUCCAGAUCCAUCUCCUUCUCUGUUCUUUCCUGGUCUGAAGAAGCUGAUGGGUUUUUCAUCAAACAAUUAAGUAGAAAAUCAUUGUAGGAUGAGUAAUUGUACUUAUAAUUGGAGAGUUCAUAAUUUCAUAUCUUAUGUUCAAUGCAAAGCAAUGCAUUUAUUU